Danio aesculapii is the source of this 470-nucleotide messenger RNA. Its product is annotated as histone H4. The record is from RefSeq and is a predicted model, not a curated record. Gene Ontology annotation, molecular function: DNA binding; structural constituent of chromatin; protein heterodimerization activity. The transcript has a single exon. NCBI's taxonomy places the organism in Eukaryota, Metazoa, Chordata, Actinopteri, Cypriniformes, Danionidae. Gene Ontology annotation, biological process: nucleosome assembly. Bases 18 to 329 code for a protein of 103 amino acids. Gene Ontology annotation, cellular component: nucleosome.
UGUGAUUGCUGAUCAUCAUGUCUGGAAGAGGCAAAGGCGGUAAAGGACUGGGAAAAGGAGGCGCUAAGCGUCACCGUAAAGUUCUGCGUGAUAACAUCCAGGGUAUCACCAAACCCGCCAUCCGUCGUCUCGCUCGCCGUGGUGGAGUCAAGCGAAUCUCCGGUCUGAUCUACGAGGAGACUCGCGGCGUUCUCAAGGUGUUUCUGGAGAAUGUGAUCCGUGACGCCGUUACAUACACCGAGCACGCCAAGAGAAAGACCGUGACCGCCAUGGAUGUUGUGUACGCGCUGAAACGGCAGGGACGCACUCUGUACGGGUUCGGCGGUUAAACCUCUGAUCGUUCCUUAAACCAAAGGCUCUUUUAAGAGCCACCCACAUUAUCUUAAAAGAGCGAGUAAGACUUUGCUUAUUGCUUUUUUUUAAUAUAAAGAGUCUAUGCGACUCCUGUUUUUAUUUUAAAGGGGAUUCUU